CAAAACCCUCGGGAACGAAUUUGCAGACGACGAUGGCUACGGCGAAAUGGUGGCGUGGGAUGAGAACGGCGGCGAAAUUCCCUCCGCCGUCGGUUCAGUCGCUCUACUCUCCGUCUUCUCCUUACCACACGAUCCAAGCCAUACCUCGGGAAGCCACCGGAAGCCGAGACAGGACUCAGGGGAGGAUCCCGGCGGUGGUUUGUUUUUCCGCAGAACCUCCUCUCGAGAAGAAUCCUGAUGCUCGCUCCUCCUCGGCCUCCAGGAAGCGGCUGUUGACCACCGAGAAGAAGCAAAUUCUAUCCAUUCUGAAUUGAAGGUUGCUUUCAGAGGAGAAGAGAAUUGCCCUGGUCUUCAGAAAGUACCUUUAGUCAGUGUAUGUAGAAAUGGAGCGAGGUUGCGCAGUCUGCUGGUUCGUUACGUUCAUAAGGCGGUUUAAGCGAAAGUUGGUUGGAUAAGUGGGAAUGUGAUUGAUGCAGUAAAGUUCUAUCCAUGGGACACAUGGUUCUUGUUGCUGUAUCCUGCUGUGUAUGUGUUCACCCUGGAAGUUACUCUUGAAAUUCUAAUUUCUACCCCAAAAUCUGUCGCAGAUGCUCUUAUCUUUUAAUUGCUGCAGU
Molecule: messenger RNA, 614 nt
Organism: Linum tenue
Lineage: Eukaryota; Viridiplantae; Streptophyta; Magnoliopsida; Malpighiales; Linaceae
Source: the annotation of a GenBank genome assembly